UUCAAGUUAACCUAGCUUAAACUAGAACAUAUCCCUUCACUUCUAGUAGAGGCCAAACAAAUAAAAUGGAUUCAGAAACCACCGUUAAGCUUCCAGUCAUUGACUUCAACAGCCUUGACCUGGAAUGCAAAAACCCUAAUAAGUGGGACGAAGUCAAAUCCCAAGUCAUCAAAGCACUUCAAGAGUAUGGUUGCUUUGAGGCUCUGUUUGACAAGGUUCCUUUAGACCUUCGCAAGUCCUUAUUAGUCUUGCUCAAAGAGACAUUUGAUCUCCCUCUUGAUACCAAGCAACGAAAUGUGUACGAAAAUCCCUUUUAUGGUUAUAUUGGAAAAGGUCCUAGGAGUCCACUGUACGAGAGCAUUGGCAUCGAUGAUGCACUUGUCCUUGAGAAAGUAGAGAGCUUGGAAAAUAACUUAUGGCCACAAGGAUACCCAACUUUCAGCAAAGUUAUGAAUGCCUUCUCAGAGCAGGUAUCAGAGUUGGACCAGAUGGUGAGGAAGAUGGUUCUGGAAAGUUUAGGAGUUGAGAAGUACUUGAAUGAGCACAUGAACUCAAGCACUUAUAUGCUGAGGGUUAUGAAAUACUCGGCUCCUCAAACUGAAGAUGCAAAGCUGGGUGUAAUACAACACACAGAUGCCGGCAUAACGACCAUACUGUAUCAAAUUAAUGAAGUUGAGGGUCUAGAGAUUGAAACCAAAGACGGAAAAUGGAUAACUUACCAUCCUUUACCUCAUAGUUUUGUCGUUUUCGUCGGCGACUGUCUCCAUGCUUGGACAAAUGGGAGGUUGUAUAAUGCAUUUCACAAAGUUAUGAUCAGAGGAAAUGAGGCAAGAUACUCAGCAGCACUGUUUGCAAGGCCAAAAGAAGGUUACAUAAUAAAAGCACCGGAGGAGCUGGUGGAUGAGGAACAUCCUCUUCUAUUUAAGCCCUUUGAUUUCGUCGAGUUUGUGAACUAUUUCCACACAGAAGAGGCCCAGAAACACAGAAUUCCUCUCAAGGCUUAUUGUGGUGUUUGAUUACAUUGCAAUAACUUAUUUGAGUCCAGAUUUGUGGAAUAAAUUCUUGUAUAAAGUUCUAUUGAAAAUAAAAAAAAUCAAUAAAAGUUGGUCUAUUUAAUAA
This is a messenger RNA of Prosopis cineraria, 1119 nucleotides long. Its product is annotated as probable 2-oxoglutarate-dependent dioxygenase AOP1. Lineage: Eukaryota; Viridiplantae; Streptophyta; Magnoliopsida; Fabales; Fabaceae. The transcript is spliced from 3 exons. Bases 66 to 1016 code for a protein of 316 amino acids. The record is from RefSeq and is a predicted model, not a curated record. Gene Ontology annotation, molecular function: dioxygenase activity.